AUGGGCGCAGACUGUUGGGCGUUGGCGCUGGAGACGCCGAACAAGGAGACGCCAAUGAGGGAAGAACUGGCCUUGUUUGGCGGCAGUGCCCUGAGCACAAUGUCGACGGAGAAGGCAUUACUUCGGGUUGCCUUGGGCAACACCUCGAGUCGCUUGGGCGAAGCCUUGCUUAGCCUAGGCGACUCUGCCUGGGCGCUAGCUGGUACUGGUAUUAGUACUGGUCUUGGCAACACCAGGGAGGCCUAG
Ilex paraguariensis (yerba mate) is the source of this 246-nucleotide messenger RNA. The record is from the annotation of a GenBank genome assembly. NCBI's taxonomy places the organism in Eukaryota, Viridiplantae, Streptophyta, Magnoliopsida, Aquifoliales, Aquifoliaceae.